Molecule: messenger RNA, 1661 nt
Organism: Linepithema humile (Argentine ant)
Lineage: Eukaryota; Metazoa; Arthropoda; Insecta; Hymenoptera; Formicidae
Gene: nudC
Product: nuclear distribution C, dynein complex regulator
Biological process (GO): protein folding
Cellular component (GO): cytoplasm
Source: RefSeq, a predicted model, not a curated record
GCAACUAUUUUUUAAAAAUAAUUUAUGAGUAGUCGAUAAUAUUGCGUGCUGUUGCACCACUAGAGUGCGUUAUCGGUCGGGACAAUAACACGACGUUUCUAGAAACGUCGAGUUGCGUGGUGUCGUUGUGUCAAGCAUCAAAGUUUCGUUACUGUUGCUACCAGUGCUAUCGUUAUACGUUGCUAUACAGCGUAAGAAUUAUUGCGGCCUUUUUGUCGUAAAGUGAAUUGUGGAUAUUGAAAAACAAUGACGAAGAAAGAAGACCGUUUUGAUGUUAUGUUGAUGGCUAUGGCAUGUGAACAUGAAGGCGGUGUUCAGGACUUUUUGGACACUAUCUUCAGUUUUCUAGCGAGAAAAACAGAUUUUUAUACCGGAGGUGGUGAAGGAGCAGCUGAAAAGCUUGUCCUGAGUAAACUCAAGAAAUAUGAAACUAGCGCUCUAGCUAAAGUUGCUUCUGAGAAGGUCGAAAGAGCUGAGCAAGAGAGACGGCGCAAGGAAAUACUUGAGAAGAAAAGAAAAGAGGAACAAGCAGAAGAAGAAAAAAUAGAUAACGAUUCUAGAAUAGUUGAAUUAACUGAUGAACAGGCUGUUAAAUUACAAGAAGAAAUAGAUAAUAAGAAACUAGUAAAGGAUACUGCUGUGGCAGGACCCAGUAGUGAUCAUAACGAUACUGAUAAAACUAGCAAGCUUAAUAAUGAUGAUGAAGAGGAAGAAGAUGAAAAGGAGAAAAAUAAGCUGAAACCUAACAGCGGAAAUGGUGCAGAUAUGCCGAAUUACAGAUGGACGCAGACUCUUGGAGAGGUGGAGGUGAGAGUGCCAUUAAAGGUGAAUUUUUCGAUCAGACCGAGGGAUGUGAUGGUGAAGAUCACGAAGAAGCACCUAUCCUGCGGAGUGAAGCCCAAUACGCCGAUUCUCGACGGGGAUUUCCCGCAUGAGGUCAAGCUGGAAGAAUCUACUUGGGUAAUUGAGGACGGGAAAGUGUUGUUGAUUAAUCUGGAAAAGGUGAAUAAGAUGCAAUGGUGGGCGCAUGUAAUAACAAGCGAACCAGAAAUCAGCACGAAGAAAGUGAACCCCGAACCUAGUAAACUCUCUGACCUUGAUGGAGAGACAAGAGGCCUCGUGGAGAAGAUGAUGUAUGAUCAGAGACAGAAGGAACUAGGACUUCCAACAUCUGACGAGCAGAAGAAACAGGACGUCAUCAAAAAGUUCAUGCAACAACAUCCCGAAAUGGACUUUUCCAAGUGUAAAUUUAAUUAAUUCGUCUCACAAAUAAAUACAAUGAACUUAAUGAAACGCUAACACGCUUAAUAAUAUUACGAUAUCACAUUAAUUACAUCUAUUAAACUACAUCUCAAUCAUUACCACAAUACAGUGUGCGAUCUUUUGCAUCCGGUGUUUAUAAAUAAAAGUCGAUAAAUUACGAAAUAUUUCAAAGGUUGCAGAAGAUGGCAGUACUGUAUUAGAUUAAAGUAUAGAAUCAGAUCUCUACCAUGGAUGAAAAUGUUGUUUUUACACUUGGAUAAUUUUUAUAUUUUUCUUAUUUGCAAGUAAAAACAGAAACGCACAAUUGCAAAUAUUUAAUUUCUAUAUAGCGUUUCAAGUAUAAAAGAAUGAAUUACAAUUUAUAAAAAUAAUCGAAAAAUAAACAUUGUAUAAGUCUC